AUGAAUAAAGUCACGAAUAACUCAGGGGCACCGUCCAACCCUACACCGCUGCCGUCAACGUAUUUCGCUUCUCCGAUCCGGACUUUGAAAGAGUCACUGAAGGAACCUGGCACACACGAUGUAUCAACGCAUGAUCUUGUUGAAGCCUAUAACAGUCUUGCAACAAAACUGCGGGACCGAUUUGACGAAAUCAGUGUAACACCAUCUGUUUUAACCGUCAUUCAAAACGAAGCGGAGGUGUUAUCGGAUUGCCUCGUGCGGGACAUUGGAAGAGUGCUGCCGAAUCCGUUCGCGUCACAGCAUUACAACCAUUCCCUGGGCAAUAUUUCAGUUUAUACAGAACAAGAGGCCGAUGAUGAUGACGAACUUGAAUUCACGACUGACAACAACCUGCUUUGCCAAUAUGCUCUACGCUUUGUAUCUGAUAUUUUCACGUUUCCCAACAUGCAUUGUAAUUUUACCGACAAUCAACUUGUAUUGAUAUUUGACUAUGUUCUGCGCAUCUGUAAAUCACCAAGUUCCACCAUUUACAAUUUAGAGAAGCAUUCGGCAAUGGUUGUUUGGAUCCUCAAAGUCCAGCAAUUGCCGUUAUCUGUUUUACUACCUUUACAAGGCGAAAUCAUGCUCGCCUUGGAAAAUUCAAUCUCUCAUGACUUGGGAGGAUAUAUUGCUAAAUUGGAUGCUUUUAAAGCUGUUCGUUCCAUACUUAAAAAACAUCCCACUUGCAGUUCAUGGCUAGUCGGUCUUCUACCCAAGAUCUUAACACACAUCGAUUCUGACUCGCCGGAAAUUGCGAUUCAUGCCGCCCUGGCUUGCACUGGAUUUACCAACGCCAAAAUGGAAAUGGCCGAUGUCGAUAUCGACGCUUUCCCGACUGACCUAGUUAGCAAACACGUUGAAGUCUACGUGAUUGACAGAAUGUCAAGGCGGACUCCGUCAGGCAAAUCAUCCGCCCUUGUUGAUUUCUUCAGAUCAGCCGCCUACAACAAGCCUCAAUGGCGGCACCUUGGACUACCAUUUACGCUUACUGUCGUUUCGUGCUUCAUCGCACUUCUGGGACAUCGCAUUUUCCUCAGCUCUCAGUGUAUACGAUUUGCCGUCCUUGUUCUCCGGGAAUGCGCGGGAGCGCUGCCGUCUGCACAGAAGGAGGCGUGGGGUCUCCUUUUCUGGGCGUACUCACGACUACCUCGAGAAUUAGAGCGCGACGCGCAACGUAAUCGUGAGUGCACGAAGGAACGUGCCUUUCGAGUGGUCAAGCAGGAUGGCCGACAGAGCAAUCUUAUUGUUCUACUUCUCCGGGCGGGUGAGGUCGACUUUGAGGCGAGACGAUCCGACGAGGAUAUUUCGCGAGCGCUCGUUCUGCUCCUAGACCUUGUUGGCAGCGACUCUGAAGAAAAUAGGAAGGAGGGAACCGCCAUUCUCUCCAGGAUAUUGGAUUUCAUAGGUUCUCCUUCUACCAUGUUUACGCCAAGAGUCGAACUUCCUUUUCCUCGGGAGCUCAUCGACGAUUCAAUACUCUUUCAGGCUGGGUCGAAACUCAAGAUUACUCCUUAUCACGUACCUAUUGAACACAUCCCCCCGCUGACGGAAACGGAGGUUCUCUGUCAUUGGGAACGGCUUGUCGAAAUAUGGAUAUCCGUUGCUCAACACGCACUUGAUUCUGGUCAGCAGUUGCCUGAUGAGGUAACAGGGACAUGGCAGGCGUUGCUGCUUGUUCGAGGUGAAAUAGUGACAGGGGAAGACCUGCUUGUUGGGCCACCUGCCCUUUCUUCCACUCUCACUUCGAUCGUGAACCGAUUUAACCCUGCUCUGGACAGCAUUGCGACUCAAAUCGAUUAUCUGUCUUUCAUAAGAAAGCUUUGGUCGGUGAUGAAGAAUGUUUUUGCCAAAUCUUUUCUUUCCUCUGCAGGGGAAAGCAUUCUAGUGUCUCUUUUGAAGCGGUCUUUCGACCUGAUGGACAGUCGUGUGAAAAGCCCUUGGAGGCAAGUUUGUGGGGAUCUGAUAUCUAUUGGUGUUCCGACAUUUUUGCGUGGCUUUAACCUUCGGGAGAGCGAAAGCCAGGAAGAAGCCGAGGUAAUGCAUCAGCUGUGGACUGUCCUUGCGCAGAACGGUCUGUUGGAACGGGAAGUGCAGAAUUGGGAGACAUUGGUUGACUUUCUCGUCAUGCCCCUAGGGGUUUGGUACCUCUCCGAUUCUGAGCUUUUGUAUUGGCAAACCAUCUUAGCACGCGCGAUAGAAAUAGGAGGAACACAAGAAGACGUUAUGAAACGAUUCGUAUCUCUUUGCUCAGAGGAUAAAACGAACGAUCUUAAACAGUCCACGAGGCUUCUCCAUUCGUUACUAACGCAGCUGUCGAGAUCGUCGGAACCAUGCUCCCCAACGAAUCUACAAAUCCUAUCAUGGAUCGACGAAAUGCUUUGCGACUCCUAUAAUUCAUUGGAGAGCAGCGAAAGCGCGAUAGGUAUUCUCCGUCUGAUCGGCGAGGUUAUUUCGAAUACGGCAGAAUCAAAUAUAGUCCAACUUCUCGCUACUCUGAAGAAUAGCCUCUCCAUGUGGAUCGCCGAUGCUCACAGAAAACUCAAGGGUAACGAGGAUGAUGAGAUGGUUGAUGCUCUUUACCAGCGUCCACUUCACAUUCUGUCGAAUGUAGAGCCGUCUAUAGCUAUUCUGGAGUCGCUCACGGAUUUUUUCAUGUCGGUUUUCGUGAGGAUUCGUGGGCAGGGACCGCUUGCUUUUUACAACUUUUGGCAAGCGACAUACCACAAACGGGAUAGCAUACCAAAAGAUCAAAUUCCAAUGUGCAUCAGGCAAAAACUGAAGUCCUGGGCCGACGUCACCGAUGGCAGCAUCGGCGAUGGGAUACCCUUUGACUCUGGCUCUGAAAGCAUCCAGAGUUAUGUUGACCCUGAUUCUCAACCACGAGGUGUUGAAGAGCUUGAUUUAAUGGAUCAGGGGCAUCCCCCAGACGAGAAGACGGGGAUGAUGAUCACUGCCCACGAUGACUAUCCACAAAGAUCUGACGACGAUAACGAGAAUACCCCGGUGCCUCGAUCAAGGUUCACAGAGCUUAAAGUCGUCGGUGAUGUCGACGAUCAUUCUCGCAGUCAACAAAAGGCGAAAGUCGUGGAGUCUGCGUCUGUAAAGCGUUCAGCUGAGUCUGAUGCCUCUGGCUCCCGGACGCCAAAGAGGCGGAAACUGGCCAGUCCUGCUCUCUCGGACGAAAUACCACGUAUAAACAAGGGCAAGGGGAAAGCCAAAGAGAUCUCGCGGCUACCUUCCCCGUCCUUUUUUUCUCCAUCUCGUGCUCUUUCUGACGACGGUGACUUUGACAUCCCCCGGGGCUCUGAUGACUAUGACCUUUGGGAGAGGAAUGUGGCUUUGGAAGAGGUAGAAGAAAUACGCGCACAGUUCCAACAAGGCUCUUCAGCCGAUAUACACUGCAGCUAUCAAUCUGAAGACGAUGGUGGAAGUGCGGUAGAUUCUGAAGAUAUCCUGGGACCUUCAUUAAAUCGAUAUGACACGCGCUCCAAGGCUCGGGAGCGUUCUCAGACGGCGCCUGAGCUGUCCAACCCAACGCAACCUGCUCCCAACUCCCUUCGGCGAAACAAUACCACUCCUGCCGAAGAGACCAUUCGCAAACCUUCGAAAAUUAGGGACCAAGUUGGCGUGUUGCAGAAGGCAUAUGCUGUUGUUGCGCACGCUGGCCCUUCACAAAUCAACGUAGACGACAUCAUAGAGGCGAAGAGAGUUCUUAAUGACUUGCAUGAAGCAUUAGACGAACAACUCAAUCUGGUGCUUGCCUCUGGUGAUGGUCGUAAUGUAUAA
This is a messenger RNA of Psilocybe cubensis, 3825 nucleotides long. RefSeq lists its product as uncharacterized. Bases 1 to 3825 code for a protein of 1274 amino acids. The transcript is spliced from 10 exons. The record is from RefSeq and is a predicted model, not a curated record. NCBI's taxonomy places the organism in Eukaryota, Fungi, Basidiomycota, Agaricomycetes, Agaricales, Agrocybaceae.